Molecule: messenger RNA, 1920 nt
Organism: Pipistrellus nathusii (Nathusius's pipistrelle)
Lineage: Eukaryota; Metazoa; Chordata; Mammalia; Chiroptera; Vespertilionidae
Source: the annotation of a GenBank genome assembly
AUGGGGCUGCUGUCCCAAGGCUCGCCCAUGAGCUGGGAGGAGACCAAGCGCCACGCCGACCACGUGCGGCGGCACGGGAUCCUCCAGUUUCUGCACAUCUACCACGCCGUCAAGGACCGGCACAGGGACGUGCUCAAGUGGGGCGACGAGGUGGAAUACAUGUUGGUGUCUUUUGAUCAUGAAAAUAAAAGAGUCCAGUUGCUCCUGUCUGGAGAAGAAGUCGUUGAGGCUCUACAAGAAAAGGGGGAAAAGAAAAACCCAAACCACCCUACACUUUGGAGACCGGAGUACGCGAGUUACAUGAUUGAAGGGACGCCUGGACAGCCAUACGGAGGAACCAUGUCCGAGUUUAACACAGUCGAAGACAACAUGAGACAGCGCCGGAAGGAGGCAACUUCUUUAUUAAAAGAAAAUCAGGCUGUUUGCACAAUAACUUCAUUUCCCAGAUUAGGCUGUCCUGGGUUCACGCUGCCCGAGGUCAAACCCAACCCAUUGGAAGGAGCUUCCAGGUCCCUCUUCUUUCCUGAUGAAGCAAUAAACAAGCAUCCCCGCUUCAGUACCCUAACCAGAAAUAUUCGGCAGAGGAGAGGAGAAAAAGUGGUCAUCAAUACGCCAAUAUUUAAAGAUAAGAACACACCGUCUCCGUUUAUAGAAACAUUUCCUGAGGAUGACGAGGCGGCGAAGGCUUCGAAGCCGGAUCACAUCUACAUGGACGCCAUGGGAUUUGGGAUGGGCAAUUGCUGUCUUCAGGUAACGUUCCAAGCCUGCAGCAUUUCCGAGGCUAGAUACCUGUAUGAUCAGUUGGCAACUAUCUGCCCAAUUGUCAUGGCUUUGAGUGCUGCGUCUCCUUUUUACCGAGGCUAUGUGUCAGACGUUGAUUGUCGCUGGGGCGUGAUUUCUGCAUCUGUAGAUGAUAGAACUCGGGAGGAGAGAGGACUGGAGCCACUGAAGAACAAUAACUAUAGGAUUAGUAAAUCCCGAUAUGAUUCAAUAGACAGUUACCUGUCCCAGUGUGGCGAGAAAUACAAUGACAUCGAAUUGACAAUAGAUAAAGAAAUCUAUGAUCAACUGUUGCAGGAAGGCAUUGACCACCUCCUGGCCCAGCAUGUUGCUCAUCUCUUUAUCAGAGACCCGCUGACUCUGUUUGAAGAGAAAAUACACCUGGAUGAUGCCAAUGAGUCUGACCAUUUUGAGAACAUUCAGUCCACAAAUUGGCAGACAAUGAGAUUUAAACCUCCUCCUCCAAACUCAGACAUUGGAUGGAGAGUGGAAUUCCGGCCCAUGGAGGUUCAGUUAACAGACUUCGAGAACUCUGCGUAUGUGGUGUUUGUGGUGCUGCUCACGAGAGUGAUCCUUUCAUACAAAUUAGAUUUUCUCAUUCCACUAUCAAAGGUUGAUGAAAACAUGAAAGUCGCACAGAAACGAGAUGCUGUGCUGCAGGGAAUGUUCUACUUCAGGAAAGAUAUUUGUAAAGGUGGCAACGCUGUGGUGGACGGCUAUGGCAAGGCCCAACAGAGCCCGGAGCUGGCCACAGAGGAGCAUGAGGAGUAUGCCCUGAUGAGCAUCGACACCAUCAUCAAUGGGAAGGAAGGCGUGUUUCCUGGGCUGAUCCCGAUUCUCAACUGCUACCUGGAAAACAUGGAAGUGGAUGUGGACACCAGAUGUAGUAUUCUGAACUACCUAAAGCUGAUUAAGAAGAGAGCAUCUGGAGAACUAAUGACAAUCGCCAAAUGGAUGAGGGAGUUUAUUGCAAACCAUCCUGACUACAAGCAAGACAGUGUAAUAACCGAUCAAAUAAACUAUAGCCUUAUUUUAAAGUGCAACCAAAUUGCAAAUGAAUUAUGUGAAUGCCCAGAGUUACUUGGACCAGCAUUUAAGAGAGUAAAAUACAGCAGCAGUAAAACGGACUCUUCCAACUAG